AUGACCAGUCUCAAGAAUGUCUUCAAGGCCUUCCCUCCGUCCAUGGACGUGGUCGAAUCCACGACACAGUACGAUGGCGCCAUCAAACAGUAUCUCGCGUCCUUGACCCAGCUGUCGAGGGAGGAGCGACUUGAUUUGACGCAGAGCUCGAUCAAGGUUCUUGACGAAAUAGAUGCGGCCGACAACUCUCUCGGUUACCUGACCAUUCUCGACAUCCUUCUCGAGGACGCCUCCUCCACACCCGGCAUCACGCGAGACGAGCUGCUCGACAGGAUUUUGGAGUUUCUCCUCAAGUUCGAUCCGAUACAAGUACGGUACAUGAUGGCCCAGUUUCUGUCCCUCCUCGCCAGAGUGUCGAAUGGCAACUACUUCUCGCCUCUCGUCGCGGUUGACUUGAUUGCCACGGCCAUGCUUCGACUCGACCCUGCUGGCUCCACAUUCACGCCUCUGCACCUUCCGCUGGCCAGGCUCGCCUACAUGACGAAUAGCAUCGAACCGGCCCUCGGGAUCCUUGAUGCCGACAUCUUCUUCUACCCCAACAUGCCCGGUUCUAUCGACACCCGACCGCUAUGCGACCCGGACGUUCCUCCGUACCAUUUUAUGCCUUCGGGCGCCAUGCGAGUGGAGUGCCUCGAGAGCACACACCUCAUCGAGUAUGACCUUUGCCGCGGCAUGGCGUACGUAUCUCGACGAGACUGGGAUAAGGCCCUGGACGUAUUCGAGCACGCCAUCACUCAUCCCGCCAAGGACAAGGGAGUGAGCAAGAUCAUGACGGAGGCUCACAAGAAAUGGGUCCUCGUCGGCUUGCUGUCUCUGGGCCGGCUUCCGCCCCUGCCUGAGCGCACACCACACAUGUCCCAGAGCACGUUCGAGGCGGCGAACGGGCUAUACAACUCUUUCGCGACGCUGUUUCAAGGGAACAAGACGGGAGAGCUGAAGAAGAUGUCGGAGGAAAACGACCAGAGGUGGAAUGAAGACGGAAACGCCUCGCUUGUGGCCGAAGUCAUGGCGGCGUAUCAGAAAUGGCAGAUUGUCAACCUGCGCGACGUCUACGAGCGUGUCUCCAUCGCCGAGGUCCGUCGGUCGACGGUCAGCGCGGAGACGGGGGAACCAUCGGUAGACGACGAGACGAUAGUCGUCUUGGUCCGCGACAUGAUCAAGUCGGGCAUGCUGAAGGGGGACAUUGAGGAGGGUCAAGGCGCCGCCGACAGCUACCUUUCCUUCGCCACAGGGCGGCGUCUGCUGUCGGAGGCGGAAUUUACCAAGGAAGUGGCACGCAGGCACGAGAGCAUCCUGUCACUGAGCCAACUGUAUCGAGCGACCGACGUCCGACUCAGUGGCCACCAGGACUUUGUGUGCUACCUGGCCAAGGAGGAACAAAGGGCGGAGAUGGACAGAGAGUCGGACCCCGCCGUCGGCUUCGAGUCCCAGAUAGAGGAUGAGGAUUUGAUGACUGGCAUCAUGGCCACCAUUUGA
This is a messenger RNA of Drechmeria coniospora, 1476 nucleotides long. RefSeq lists its product as uncharacterized. Gene Ontology annotation, biological process: ubiquitin-dependent protein catabolic process. Bases 1 to 1476 code for a protein of 491 amino acids. Gene Ontology annotation, cellular component: COP9 signalosome. The transcript is spliced from 3 exons. The record is from RefSeq and is a predicted model, not a curated record. NCBI's taxonomy places the organism in Eukaryota, Fungi, Ascomycota, Sordariomycetes, Hypocreales, Ophiocordycipitaceae.